AUGGCUGCGAGCUUGAAUCAAUGGUUCACUCGAAUAGGAAAGCUUGGAGUUGGCUUGGUUGCCGCCGGUAGUAUCUUACCUCUUGUUCUUUAUAAUGUUGACGGCGGACAGCGUGCUGUUAUAUUUGACCGCUUUAAAGGCGUUCGUCAAACUGUUGUGGGAGAGGGCACUCACUUUAUUAUUCCUUGGGUACAAAAGCCUAUAAUUUAUGAUAUCCGGUCCAAGCCUCGCAACGUUCCUGUCAUGACUGGAUCAAAGGACCUUCAAACGGUCAACAUCACUCUCCGCAUACUGUACAGGCCGCAGGCUGAUUUAUUGCCUAAAAUUUACUCCAACCUUGGCUUCGAUUAUGAAGAACGUGUUCUUCCUUCAAUUACCACCGAGGUCCUCAAGGCUGUUGUUGCUCAGUUCGACGCCAGUGAACUCAUCACCCAACGUGAACUUGUUAGUCAGCGUGUAAACGAUUCCUUAACGGAGCGCGCUGCUUCUUUCGGCAUUCUUCUCGACGAUAUUGCUCUUACGCAAAUAUCCUUCACGUCCGAGUUUUCGGCAGCUGUUGAGGCAAAACAGGUAGCGCAACAGGAGGCAGAACGUGCACGUUUCCUUGUUGAAAAGGCAGAGCAACAGAAGAUGGCGGCAGUGAUAAGUGCUGAAGGGGAUUCAGAGGCAGCGAAGAUGCUGGCCAAGUCUUUUGGCUCCUCUGGAGAUGGCUUAAUUGAGCUGCGACGCAUUGAGGCGGCCGAGGAUAUUGCUUAUCAAUUGGGCAAAAACCGAAAUGUAUCUUACCUUCCUGACGGUGUUAAUGCACUUCUCAAUCUUCCCAAUAUGGGAUAA
Molecule: messenger RNA, 834 nt
Organism: Hydatigera taeniaeformis
Lineage: Eukaryota; Metazoa; Platyhelminthes; Cestoda; Cyclophyllidea; Taeniidae
Source: the annotation of a GenBank genome assembly